UGAUUAGAUGGUCACUUUUAUUCUGGCGGUCAUUGAUGUUACAUAUUUUUUAAACAUUUAAAAGAGAUUCGUACUACUUUAACAUGAAGUCGAUAUGUAGUGCAAUAUUAUUUAUAAUAUGGUCGAUAAACACUUGUAAUUCGUCUAUAUUUGAAAGUGAUUCCUGUUAUUCCUUUGGAAGUGGCAAUGUUUUCCCCGGCGGUGCUAGGAAAAUCGAUCAUAAAUUGCAAUUUACUAAAGCAAUGAUAUCCAAACCGGCGCCCGAGUGGGAGGCAACUGCAGUUGUAAAUGGGGAGAUCACACAGCUAUCCUUAUCUAGUUUUAAAGGAAAAUAUUUAGUAUUUUUCUUCUAUCCAUUGGAUUUUACAUUUGUUUGUCCAACUGAAAUCUUAGCAUUUUCGGAAAGGAUUGAAGAAUUUAAGAAAAUUAAUACAGAAGUAGUGGCAUGCUCUGUUGAUUCACACUUUACACAUUUAGCAUGGAUAAAUACACCACGCAAAGAAGGUGGUCUUGGAAAGGUAAAUAUCCCUCUGUUGAGUGAUUUAACACAUUCUAUAGCUAAAGACUAUGGGGUGUACUUAGAAGAUGUGGGCCACACUCUCAGAGGGUUGUUUAUCAUUGAUGACAAAGGUAUACUGAGACAGAUCACCAUGAAUGAUCUGCCUGUAGGCCGGUCAGUAGAUGAGACCUUACGAUUAGUUCAAGCAUUCCAGUAUACAGAUAAACAUGGUGAAGUUUGCCCAGCUGGAUGGAAACCAGGCCAAGAUACUAUUAUCCCUAACCCAGCUGAAAAGAAAAAAUAUUUUGAGAAGGUGGCAAAAAAUUAGCAUGUUCUUAUUAAUUUUAUUUUGCCACAUUCAUGUCACAAAAUCUUGUUCAUUAUCAUAACAUUGUAACAGAUUUUAAUUAAAGCCAGUGUUUUAAAAUUAAUAU
Papilio machaon (common yellow swallowtail) is the source of this 933-nucleotide messenger RNA. RefSeq names its product peroxiredoxin (gene Prx4). Gene Ontology annotation, biological process: response to oxidative stress; cellular response to stress; hydrogen peroxide catabolic process. The coding region runs from base 84 to 827 and encodes 247 amino acids. Gene Ontology annotation, cellular component: cytosol; endoplasmic reticulum. Gene Ontology annotation, molecular function: thioredoxin peroxidase activity. NCBI's taxonomy places the organism in Eukaryota, Metazoa, Arthropoda, Insecta, Lepidoptera, Papilionidae. The record is from RefSeq and is a predicted model, not a curated record. The transcript is spliced from 4 exons.